AUGCAGCGCCGCCGUGUCUCCGCCGUGUCGAAUCUGACCCUCUUCUGCUUCUUGGCUUUGACACUCGUAAUGUUGUCGGGCGCGGCGGAGGGACAACCUCAGCACCAUCUCCCGGACCUACAUUGGUAUCCUGGAACCGCCACCUGGUACGGCGACCCCGAAGGGGACGGCAGCACCGGAGGGGCAUGUGGGUAUGGUAAUUUGGUGGAUGUGAAGCCGUUGAGGGCUCGGGUAGGUGCGGUGGGUCCGGUGCUGUUCAUGAACGGUGAAGGGUGCGGUGCGUGCUAUAAGGUGAAGUGUUUGGAUAAAAGCAUAUGUUCUAGGCGAGCCGUGACGGUGAUCAUAACAGAUGAAUGUCCAGGGUGCCCUUCAGACCAAACCCACUUUGACCUGAGUGGUUCUGCAUUUGGACGCAUGGCUAUAGCCGGAGAGAAUGGUCCACUCAGGAACCGUGGUCAAAUCCCAGUCAUUUACCGAAGAACCCCAUGUAAAUAUCCGGGAAGAAAAAUUGCCUUCCAUGUUAAUGAAGGUUCCACACCAUUUUGGCUAUCACUUCUGGUUGAGUUUGAGGAUGCCGAGGGAGAUAUCGGCUCCAUGCAUAUACGAGAAACAGGGUCUAGUGAGUGGCUGCAGAUGAAUCAUGUGUGGGGUGCAAAUUGGUGCAUUAUUGGGGGACCUUUAAGGGGACCAUUCUCUGUGAAACUGAGCUCCUCCUCUGGGAGGAGCCUCUCUGCAAGAGAUGUUAUUCCUAGCAAUUGGGUUUCAAAGGCCACUUACACCUCUCGCCUAAAUUUCUACCCUUAACACAGCCUUUGCAACUGGUACAAGCACCAGUACAUGGUACACCCAAGGAUCCUUCCCAUAGAGGGUAAUUAA
Gastrolobium bilobum is the source of this 876-nucleotide messenger RNA. Its product is annotated as expansin-B3-like. Gene Ontology annotation, biological process: sexual reproduction. Gene Ontology annotation, cellular component: extracellular region; plasmodesma. The record is from RefSeq and is a predicted model, not a curated record. The transcript is spliced from 4 exons. Lineage: Eukaryota; Viridiplantae; Streptophyta; Magnoliopsida; Fabales; Fabaceae. The coding region runs from base 1 to 804 and encodes 267 amino acids.